Linum trigynum is the source of this 2049-nucleotide messenger RNA. The record is from the annotation of a GenBank genome assembly. NCBI's taxonomy places the organism in Eukaryota, Viridiplantae, Streptophyta, Magnoliopsida, Malpighiales, Linaceae.
AUUACGGUAAACCGCUGACUUUUUUUGUGGUUCUAACCUUCAUACUCUUACAAAAACAAAGCUAUUUAUAGAAAAUAAGAGGCAAACCUAAUCCUUAUCUAAACACCGCAGAAAGUUUUGACGGUUACACAUAAUUAGCCCCAAAUUACUCACCCACGAUCCGAACUUCACUCACCCCCAAAAUCUCCACUACCAUCCAACUCCCGCAACUGGUUCGUCCCCCAUAUUCACCCUUUUGCUUCUAACAUCUCUCAAUCCCUUCCCCCAAUAACCAAAAAAAAAAAAAAAAACAACCAAUUAACAAACAACGUCACAAAAACCAAAAUGUACAAAGUCGCCAAAGCAUCGGAGUACCUGGCCAUCACCGGCAUCGGCAUCACCGACAUCAAGCUCGCCAAGAAAUCGUUGAUCCUCCCCGGCCAAUCAUGCACCCGGUUCGACAUGUCGCCGGUCAACUACACGUUCGAGGUGCAGGCCAUGUCGGCAGAGAAGCUCCCCUUCGUCCUCCCGGCCGUCUUCACCAUCGGGCCCCGAAUCGACGACACCGAGAGCCUCCUGCUCUACGCGAAGCUCCUCUGCUCGCACGACAAGUACUCCAGCCACGUCAACGAGCUGGUGAAGGGGAUCAUCGAGGGCGAGACACGUGUCCUCGCCGCGUCGAUGACGAUGGAGGAGAUCUUCAGGGGGACCAAGGAGUUCAAGAAGGAGGUGUUUGAGAAGGUCCAGCUCGAGCUCAACCAGUUCGGGCUUAUCAUCUACAACGCCAACGUCAAGCAGUUGGUCGACGUCCCAGGUCACGAGUACUUCUCGUACCUGGGUCAGAAGACGCAGAUGGAGGCGGCGAACCAGGCGAAGAUCGACGUGGCGGAGGCGAGGAUGAAGGGCGAGAUCGGCGCCAAGGAGAGGGACGGCCAGACGAAGCAGAACGCCGCCAAGAUCGACGCCCAGACCAAGAUCGUGUCCACGCAGAGGGCGGGCGACGGCCAGAAGGAGGAGAUCGACGUCAGGACCAAGGUGAAGAUCUUCGAGAACAAGAGGGAGGCCGAGGUCGCCGAGGCCGACGCCGAGCUGGCCAAGAAGAAGGCCGGCUGGAGCCGGGAGUCCAAGGUGGCGCAGGUGGAAGCCAACAAGGCGGUGGCGCUUAGGGACGCGGAGCUGCAGAAGGAAGUGGAGGUCAUGAACGCACUUUCCCGAACCGAGAAGCUCAAGGCCGAGCACCUCACCAAGGCCAGCGUCGAGUAUGAAACCAAGGUGCAAGAGGCGAACUGGGAGCUAUACACAAAGCAAAAAGCCGCGGAGGCGGUGCUGUACCAGAAGGAGAAGGAAGCAGAGGCGCAGAUGGCGGCGUCGAAGGCGGCGUUCUUCGCGCGGCAGCAGGCGGCGGAGGCGGAGCUCUACUCCAAGCUGAAGGAAGCAGAGGGACUCGUGGCCCUGGCCAAAGCACAGGGCGCGUACCUGAGAACCCUCCUGGACGCGCUGGGAGGCAACUACGCGGCGCUGAGGGAUUACCUGAUGAUCGAUGGCGGCAUGUUUCAGGCGAUGGCUAGGAUCAAUGCCGAGGCGGUUCGCGGGAUGCAGCCCAAGCUCAGCAUUUGGACCACCGACGACGGCAUGGGAGGCGGCGGCGGCGGUGGUGGUGAUGGCGUGAGCGAGAAUGGCGGCGGCGGCGGGAGUGGCGGUGGGAUGAAGGAGAUUGCUGGUGUUUAUAAGAUGCUGCCGCCGUUGCUUCAGACCGUUGAGGAUCAGACUGGGAUGCGGCCGCCGGCGUGGCUGGCAACGUUGCCGUCUGGGAAGUAGUUAUUGCGGACUAUAUAAUCGUGAUCUGUCUAAAUUAAAGCGGCGGUCUUGUUUAUGAUUAUUUUUAAUUUCUUUUUGGUAAUUACUGGUACAGUGUGGUUAAUUAGCUAAUAAUUAUAUGGUGUGGAGGUUGCCUGUACAAGUGUAAAGUUUUUUUGUUAAUGAAGUUAUAAUGAAAUCAAUAACUAAAUUUGAAUAUCAUUUACAGUCACUAUCUCUCAAAGAUGUUAGGAUUAAAAUGAGGAUUUUGAC